AUGACAACCAACAUUCCCGAGAUCCUCCUGCUCUGCAUGGACGAACCCUUCCUAAAAGCCUUCAACGAUGCCCUCAAAAAGACCUGGCCAGACCACGAUUCCACAAAACUAAAGAUCACCGCAAUACACGAGCGCCUAAACUCCCUCCCAGAAGGAACAACCUUCGACCUAAUCGUCUCACCAGCAAACUCCUACGCCCGUCUCGACGGAGCCUUCGACCACGCCAUCUCAAUGACCUUCAGCCCACAACAAGACUACGACGCUGUGACGCGCGUAGCACAAAAAGUCCUCUACGAGAGAUGGCGCGGGUUCGCACCCCCGGGAUCAUGCACGCUUGUCGAGUUCCCAUAUGACCUAAAGCAGAAUAAAUACGGCUGCGGAUGGGUGGCUAUUUGUCCGACGAUGCGGGAGCCUAGAGAUGUCCGCUGGGACAAGGAGAUUGUCUAUGAGUGUAUGUGGAGCUUGUUGUGUCAGGUCGAGGGACAUAAUCGUGCUGCGAAGGGGAAGGGGAAGAUUGGGAGGAUUCUUAUGACGCCCUUGGCUGUUGGGGUUGGGAAAGUUAGUAAAGAGCGUUGGGCGGCGCAGACAGCGCUCGCGCUGAGGCAGUUUGUUGAUGCUAUUGAGAGGCCUGCGAGGUGGAGCAAUUUGGGGUGGGGUGAUAUUGGGCAAGAUACUCGUGAUGUUGUGAGGACUUGGGCGCUGUGA
Messenger RNA from Penicillium verrucosum, 705 nucleotides. RefSeq lists its product as uncharacterized. The transcript has a single exon. Bases 1 to 705 code for a protein of 234 amino acids. NCBI's taxonomy places the organism in Eukaryota, Fungi, Ascomycota, Eurotiomycetes, Eurotiales, Aspergillaceae. The record is from RefSeq and is a predicted model, not a curated record.